Molecule: messenger RNA, 2807 nt
Organism: Scheffersomyces coipomensis
Lineage: Eukaryota; Fungi; Ascomycota; Pichiomycetes; Serinales; Debaryomycetaceae
Gene: LYS144
Product: Lys144p
Exons: 1
Coding region: 226-2718 (830 amino acids)
Biological process (GO): positive regulation of transcription by RNA polymerase II
Cellular component (GO): nucleus
Molecular function (GO): transcription cis-regulatory region binding; zinc ion binding; DNA-binding transcription factor activity, RNA polymerase II-specific
Source: RefSeq, a predicted model, not a curated record
AUAUUAAUAUAAAUAAAGUUUUUAUAAUUAUAAUUAUAAUUAUCGGUACAAAUUUUAAUUUGGCCGAUCGUUAUCUCUUGCCAUUUGGGUGUGAGCAAACCAAAAAAAGAUUGUUAUCAAAUUGAAAGUUGAAAUUUUUAACUUCAUAACCAUAUCAUCAUAAGCUAUUUGAUUAAGUCAAGGUCUAUAGGAAGACACGUAUCAGGGCGGUAUACAGAAGAUGGAAUGAUGUCGUCGCUUGAGAUGUCUCAAACUAAAAUACGAUUGGACCAACCGGAAAUGGUUGGUGAUGAAGAAGAUAAACCAAAGUUGAAAAAGAGAAAGUACAGUAGAGGAGGUUGUAUUGAAUGUAAAAGAAGGAAGAUGAAGUGUGAUGAAGCUAAACCUUUCUGUCAUAACUGUACGAGAUUGAAGAAGUCAUGCAAUUAUCCUCCCAAGCAACAAUUCAGAUUUGAGUCGAUUUCGAACAACAAUAAUGGGGUUAAAAAUGGUAGUACGACCACUACCAAACCUGGUAUAAACAAUAACAGCUUUGAGUUAAGAACUUAUAAUCCUAAUCCACAAUCAAGAGCUACGAAUCCAACUGAUGGAAGUAACUCAGUGAUAUCUGAUGUAAGAUCCAUGUCACCAGCCAUAACGGUUGGAUUAAAUGAAAGCAAUAUAAGAGGGGACAAACCACUGGUGGUACCUCCUUCUCCUUCCUCCAAAACCAAACAAAAUGGUGUUAGCAGCAAUGCUAAUGCUAUUUCAAACAAUAAAAAGAUGUUUAAAAAUGCUAUAUCUGAUAUAUUAGCCAACGAAUCGAUAUCUACCCCAAUAUCAAUGUCCCCAUUCGAUGAUAAAGAAAUGAAGAAUCUAUUUGAUGAGGCUUCUUUAUUGGUGAAUGAUUUGAAUGGAUUAGUAUCACUUGAUUUCUUUGAAAUGAGUGCUGCUCCUGAUGUUCCAGGUAAGCCAAAUAAAGAUGUUUUACGAACUACUGAUAAGCUUGAAGUUGAAGGUAUUCAAUUAUCGGCCGUGCAUAAUAGAAGUGAAACUAGUUCACGAUCAGAAACGUUUGAAAGGUUAAAUUUCCAAAUUGAUGAAUUCUCCAAUAAGAUAAAGCUCAAUUUAUCCCCUAUAGAUGUCGAUAGUCCCUUGUAUUUCCAAGAAUUUAUGAAAAGUGAACAUGAUUUCUCAAUAUCCAAUAGUGAAUUGAUUUCUCGAACUUUAAAACAUUAUAACCUUGAUGGACCUCAUGAAACUUAUUUGAAUUCAUUAACUCAUACUGACUUAUGCUUUCAUAUGUUCCCCUUUGCCUCAUCUAUAGAGUCAAAUGAAAUAAUCAAGAUUUUAUUAAAAUAUCUGAAUAAUUGUCCAUAUUUGCUAACUUCUUUAUUAGCUAUAUCAGCAACAUUCCAAUUCAAUCAAUCCGAUAAGAGAGUGCACGAAUUAAGUUUUCAAAAAUAUAUAACAGUAUGUUUACAGACUUUAAGUGAUGCUUUCCUUGAUAAAAAUUCAAAAAAAUAUGAAGUUAAUGAUAUUGAAAAAUUACUUUUAACUGUGUUGGUAUUAGCGUCUAAUUUCACGGCGACUACGAACUCGGGGAGAAACAUGUAUAAUAAUUGGAAAACUCAUUUAAGAGGAGCAAAAGAUUUAUUAAUGAAUUAUUUAACUGUUUAUCAACAGAAGAACAAAUUCAAUAUCUCAGGAGGUUUAGCAUUAGCCAAAACUUGGUUUUAUGCUAUUGAGUCAAUAGCUGGUUUAAUUUCACCUUUAGGAGGAACCAUAAACAGUGUGGUUCGAAACAUGAAGAACGAUCAAGAGCAUGUAUUCUCCAAUGAAAAUGAUAAUUUAUUAUAUAGUGAGAUUGCUUACUUUAAUAAAGAGGUUAAUCCUGGAUUUCAUGAUGCUUUGAUAAGAAUAGGAUUAUUAACUAAUCCUCCCGCAGGUUCAAAACUGUGUGAGUUUAACUUAUAUCUUGGAUAUACUAUUAAAUUGGUUGAUAUAAUAGCUGAACUUGUUAAAGUAAUGGAUUUAUUAAGGAGUGAACCUAAUUUGCAGAUUGACUCCACUGAAAUUGCCAAACUCUUUUCGCUAAUUGAUGCUGCCAAGGAUGAAGAAAUCGUUACUGGUUUAAAUAAAAAUAGUUUUUUCAUUAUCCCAGCUUCAAGUCCUGGACACCCGGAAUACUCCAUCCACUCUCCUGAUAAGAUUAUUUUACCCCAAUCUUGUUAUGGUAGCUAUACCAAUCUGAAGGGAGAGAAAAAUUAUUAUUCUUGGUUUGAUUUAAGUCAACGCUUACAUCUUAAUGCGUUAUAUUUACCGCUAUUGACUAAAAAGGGGUUGCUAAACUUACCUACAUCAAGCCCUGUAGUUAGAGAACUUUUUGAUUUCAUAUUGGACUCAGCCUUCUUUAUCAAAUCAAAACUUAACGAUAAAGACGAUUAUGAAAUGGAUAAAUCUAUUAUCGUGGCCGAGACCGAACUGUAUUAUUUAUCCAAACAGACAUUUGACAUUAGAGCCAUUAUGGUUCUAGUUCCGUUCCGAAUCUGUUGCAGAUUUGCCAAGAGUGAUGACGAUUUUGAGAAACUAGAAGUUUACUUUAUUGGGUUAAAGAAAUUAGGUAAUGGAAGUGCUCAAUCGGCGUUAGAUUUAUUGUAUAAGUAUAAAGCCAGAGCCAAGUCCAACGGAUCGGAUACCGUCAUCCACGACGAAAUGGGGAUGAUUCCGUUUGCCUAAGUGUUAUUAUUAUUAUUAUUAUGAUUAUUAUAUCUAUUCAGUUCAUAUUUAUAUAGCGUAAAGUUGCAAAUUUCAUAUUUAGCUAAACG